Bombyx mori (domestic silkworm) is the source of this 8075-nucleotide messenger RNA. RefSeq names its product CCR4-NOT transcription complex subunit 3 (gene Not3). The transcript has 15 exons. Gene Ontology annotation, biological process: regulation of DNA-templated transcription; nuclear-transcribed mRNA poly(A) tail shortening. Gene Ontology annotation, cellular component: P-body; nucleus; CCR4-NOT core complex. The record is from RefSeq and is a predicted model, not a curated record. Lineage: Eukaryota; Metazoa; Arthropoda; Insecta; Lepidoptera; Bombycidae. Bases 349 to 2364 code for a protein of 671 amino acids.
CUCUAUUAUUUUGCGCCUGCGCUUUUGAUGGUCUACGCGACAUAACAUAAAAUCAUUUUGUGGAAAAUUUGAAGUUUGUUGUUAUUUGUGACAACUUAUAAUUCAUAAUUGUUUAUGAAAGCUUCGUGAUAAUUACCUUUCCAGGCGUAAGGCUGGAUUUUUCAGGUGUGGUUUGCCUGAAUGCAAUCGGACUCUAUAGUUCGAGCGGUGUACGGUAGCCAUCUUGGAAUCGAACAAAGCUUCAGAUGUGUAGUUUGUCUGUUUAUCAAUAAUUUUUGUGCAUUUUAUUGUAAAUAGUUUGUAUGUUUAGGAUAUGUACGGAACGUUCGUCCAUAUGUGUAAAUAGCUAUGGCUGCGACAAGGAAAUUACAAGGCGAAAUAGAACGUUGUUUAAAAAAAGUAACAGAAGGAGUUGAAACUUUUGAGGACAUCUGGCAGAAAGUUCACAAUGCGACGAACAGUAAUCAAAAGGAAAAAUACGAGGCGGACCUUAAGAAGGAGAUCAAGAAACUGCAGAGGCUACGCGAUCAGAUCAAGUCGUGGAUUGCCUCUGGGGAGAUUAAAGAUAAGAGUACACUAUUAGAAUUUAGGAAACUUAUUGAAACACAAAUGGAGAGGUUUAAAGUUGUGGAAAGGGAAACGAAAACGAAGGCAUACUCAAAAGAAGGGCUUGGGGCGGCACAGAAACUCGAUCCUGCUCAGAAGGAAAGAGAAGAAAUGUCAUCAUGGCUCAUCUCGUCCAUAGACGCUCUAAAUUUACAGGUUGAUCAAUUUGAGUCUGAAGUAGAAUCACUAUUAGUGGGUAAGAAGAAAAGACUAGACAAAGAGAAACAGGACAGAAUGGAGGAGCUCAAACUGAAACUGGAAAAACACAGGUUUCACAUAAAAAAACUUGAAACGCUACUAAGGAUGCUUGAUAACAUGUCUGUUGAAGUUGAACAGACGAAUUUCAGUUACCCUCGUCCAGCAAGCGAUGAAAGCUUAGAGACUCGCGGCAACCUUAGAAAAUACUAUGUAAAAUUGCAGAUAAAAGGUAUAAAGGAAGACGUGGAAUAUUACAUAGACUCAUCUCUAGAGCCGGGGUUCGAGGAGAACGACUACAUAUACGACGAUAUCCAAGGGCUGGACGAGAUCGAGCUCAGCGGUGUAGGACCGUCCACCGAUUCCAACAACAGCAAUGGCUCCGCUGCAACUCCCAACAGUAUACUCUCUGGCACAAGUCCUGUAAGAACACCGACGUCAGAAAACCACAAUCAUUCGACAGAUUCAAUAGACAUAGAAAAGAAAAAGAAAGAAGAGAUUAUACCUAAACCGGUAAAACCACUGCCGCUCCGUGCGGUGAACGCCAGCGUGGUCGGUAAUAGCACGUGUAACGUUAGUUCCUUGCUCAAUAACUCCGCAGCCGCAAGCAAUAGUACGGGCGUAUCUGGCGCGUCCACGCCGAGCAAGCCCGCGCCCAGCCCGCCGCCGCGACCCGCUAACAGCACAGAAGUAGUCGAGAAUGGUCCAGUAUCAAUCACAGCAGCGGUCAACACGACGACGACGCAUCUACCGCCUCCCCCCACGCAGCAACCGCCCCCAACGUCGCGGAGUACAUCGUCGAGUGGCGGCGCCAGCGCGAGCGUGACGACGUCCCCCCUCACCGUCAACGGCCCCCCUCCCUCCGCGCAUCACACGCCGCACCACGCGCUCAACAAUGGACGAGUGAGCGAGACGUCGAGCAUGUCGGCGGUGAGCGCGUCGAGUGCCACGAGCGCGAGCAGUGCGGCGCACAACACCGCCUCGCUCAAGAGCAUGGCGCAGGAGGCCGUGCACCGCGCCGGUCUGGACCUGCACCACCAGAACACGAGACGGAGUACGGCAAUAGCGCAAGCGCACAUUCCGCCACUAUUAGGAGUCGCGCCCUUAGGACCGCAGCCACUUGACUCGGGCCAUCAAGUACAGUUCCAGAUGAUGGAGUCAGCGUUCUAUCACAUGCCCCACCCUUCAGACUCGGAACGUACAAGGGUCUACUUGCCUAGGAACAUUUGUCGGACUCCUGAAUAUUACAAUCAGGUGUUAUUACCCCAUUCGGACACGGUAGAGUUCUUCCAGCGGUUGUCGACGGAGACGUUGUUCUUCGUGUUCUACUACAUGGAGGGAACGAAAGCGCAGUACCUCGCAGCGAAAGCGCUCAAAAAACAAAGCUGGCGCUUCCAUACUAAAUACAUGAUGUGGUUCCAGAGGCACGAGGAACCAAAAGUCAUCAACGAGGAAUAUGAACAGGGCACAUACAUCUAUUUCGACUACGAGAAGUGGGGCCAGCGCAAAAAGGAGGGCUUCACGUUCGAGUACAAGUACUUAGAGGACCGAGACUUGAAUUGAACCUGCGUCACCGAACCGCCGUCCGCACUCGCGUCUACUACACACCACCUGCGCGCAGACCACUCGAUAACUAUACACGACAUUCCUAUAUUUAGGAAAUUUUUAGUUGUAAUUACCAAAAAAUACUUAUGAUAAAACAACUCGCACCGUUUUUUCUGUAUGUGCAUACGGGAAGCCAGCCGUGUCAUUCGAAAUUGAGCACGCACCGGAAUGCUCACAGGUUGGAACUCGUGUGUACGUGACGUGUUCACGAGCGCUCACGUUUGUCAGACCGCGGUUCCGCCGUUUGUCAACGUAAGCUAAUAAUAAAAAACAUGUACCUGAAAUAAAUUUCAUGGACUGGUAUUUAUAUAGAGACAAUGUUAUGACGAUGGUUUUACGGGAAAGAUGUUUUAAUGAACGUCGCAUCGAGACGAUGGAAACGGAUCGCGAUGUCAACGCGAGGGAACCUGAAGUUACUACUACAUUAUGAUCCACGAUAAUAGCGUCGACCGGGACUAGUGAUGCUAUCGAUAGUUUUAUAUCGAUGUAAUACUUAAACGGCUCGAUUCUAUUAUCGAUUUAAAUGUUCGGACACGAGAUUUUUUUUGUUAAUCAUGAAGAAAUCUUUUGUAUAAACAGCUUUCUGGCAGUCAGUGAUGUAGUGUUGUUGUUGUUUUUUUUUUUUAAAUAAUUGAACAAAAAAGCGAAAGAUAUCAUGUGAUGCAGUAUAUUUAGUCAGCCGUGCGCGGUCGUUAAGAACUAAUGUGAUAUUGUUAUAAGCUCGGAACAUUCUUGGACUACUGUUAGAUAAAUUGUGAAUGUGUGAAAGGCGUUGCGUGCGUAGCUAUAAGAGGUUCGAUGUUGACAAUUUAAUAGUUUAGAAUGUUGUAAUUGCCUAGUCUGAAUUCCGAUAUACGAACUUAUCCAAUAGUUUCUUUCGAAUCAAUUUAUAGAAUUGUACAGUUUGCAAAAGCGUUGAUGAAUAUAAUAGACUUUUUUCCUAAUAUACAAUGAGGUCUUUGAGUGACAAAUACCUUCGCACUGUCUGUCACUCAAAGAACUAUAAAUAAUCGAUAAUCGCGGAUGAUUAACGAAUAUCGAUUUCUCACAUACACUAUCGAUACUUAAGUUGUUGACACGAUGUUUUCAUUAGUUUUAUAAUACAAAUUAAUAAUUGAACACAACCACCACAAUACUAUAGAUCUGUAUUUUUAGUAUUCCAUGUGUGAUCUCGUGUUUAGUGAAUUACACGCUCCGAGUUUGUUCCGAGACGUUUUUAUAACUUCUGCUUUAGACGUUAAAUUUUGGUUUUAAGCGCUGCGACGUGUGCUUCACUUAGACUUGUUACGAAUCUAAAAUUUCAUAAUGAAUGAUAAAGCAUAAUCUGUAAUUGUUUUUGUCUACGUGCGAUUAGGUAAUCCAAUAUAUAUAUAUAAAUAUAGGCGAUUUUUAUAUUUGAAAAAACGGCAGACAUAUGUUUUGUAAAUAUUGGAAAAUUUCAAAAUUAGGCUCGAUUUAUACCAGAUGAGUUUCUCGAAUACAAGAUGAGAUUAAGUUAUUAUCGGUGGCGGGGCGUUUUGUGAUCCGCCGUGGAGAGGUUUCCACCACUCUGCCAAUUUCUGCUACAAAGCCGGGACAAUGUAAUUCAAUGUAAUUGAAGACUUUUCCUCAUGCCUCACAGUGCAGGCUUUCAUGUUAUGAUGUCUGCGUGUUCUGGAUACCAUUCUAAUACCAGGCUGGUCGUGAACAUGUUUACUACGAUAAAACAAGGUCGAACUUUGAUAUAUGUAUAGCUUCUGACUCGUCAUAGACAAGGAGUUUUACUACACUCUUUUCAAACGACAACAUAAUGUUUGUUUACACUUAUCAAAAUAUUAUCGAGUGCUAUUCUCGCUUGUACCUAGUCAGGUCAUAAAUUCUGUCACAUGUUUAAUGUAAAAUAAUUGAAACAAGUUUAUUCAUUAGGUAACCAUUCAUAUACCAAAAUGAACUUAACAAAACAUAGAUUCUUAUGACACUAAAGUUUAUUCAAAAUGACCUCCGUGAUUUUGAAUACAGGCCUUUAGACUUGCGCAAAACAUCACUUCCCAAUGUAAUGUGAUAUGACAUCACUUUUACAGAUAGGUGAUAUUACUCGAAAACAUUACACAUCACUCUUAACAUUACUCGGUGCGUUCAAUAGAUACUGUGACGACGAAUACAUUGUAUCUAUACACCCGAAUCAUUACUUAAGUGAUGUGUUCAUACACAUCACUUAGGUAAUGAUGUGUGUCAUUACAGUAGUGUAUUACAAUACAAAGUAUGAACUUUGUAUUGUAAUACACUGUUAUAUUACUUGACAGAUUGACUUACUUAAUAAUAUAAUAAUUUUAUUUUUUACUUAAUAUAAUUUAUUGUGGGAUGAACGGAUUUCAUAUGGCGACUUAGACUGCAAAUUGAGCUCGACAAUAAUGUUAAUAUACGAGAGCAGUAGAUGCAUUGUUUCGGCGCGAUAUCCUCAAAGUGCAUCCAAGGAGGACUGUACUUUCAUUUAGACGCCGUUCUUUCUUUCACUUAUUAAACACGCAUUAAAACAAAUAAUAAAACUAUCUUCAAACAAGUGCUUAAGUAAUUCAAAUCAAACACAAAAAUUAAUAUGAAAUAUUACUAAACAAUUACGAGCGACUAGCGAUUUUACAAAAGUUGCGAACAAAAAAUUAAGUAAGUACUUGCGGGGAGCUACCGGCUGGCCGCAUGAAAAAUAUAAACACAAAUACCUAUAUUAAAAUUCAGACGUACCAUAGGUAUAAAAAUGUACCUAGCGGCCAGGACAUACGGUUCAAAAUCACUAGGAAUAAUUCCGUGUCGCUUGCUCAUUUAUUUUGCGUCGAUCGGUCUGUCUCGCUCGCUCGGUUCCGUUCGUGUAUUAAGCAACAUUACACGACAAAGAAAGAAACAUGUUGGGUGAUGGUGUGAUGUUUGUUUCCUUCGCGUAAUGUGUGAUGUUGCAUUACAUCGUAGAGUAAUAUUACCCGAGUAAUAUCACUCGCAUUACUUACACAUGUCUACAGGCCUUCAUCUGCGCGGCCAGUCGUCUAUCGCAGCACGAACGAGGUCCAUGUCAAUAUCGGCGGCUGCCUUAAUCAAGGAUGUCUUGAGUGACUCCAAAUUGGGAUGAGACUUUGAGCACGCCUUUUUUUUUUUUUUUUAGAGAUUUUAUGACCUGGUAACUAAGACCUUUAAGUCAUGUCUUAUUUUACUUUAUAUUCUUAAUUUUAUGAAAAAUGAUAAUAUGGAGUGAAAUGAAAUGAAGAUGAUUAAUUUGAGACAUUAAUCAACUGGGAUGAAAUUUAAUGAAAUGAAAUGAUAUGGGAUGAAAUAUAAUCGCAGUAAAAUGGUGGUUAUUUACUGAGAUUUUUUCAGUGGACUUUUUGGAGGAACCCGAGAAGUUACGUCCAGCAGCUUUGUUUCAUUUUCCCACAUUUGUGCACUUUCACAGAUAUUAAACGGUUAAUAAACCACCAUUAUUACACAUUUACACCUGAAGAAACACUAAAUAGACAAAAUAAAACAAAUCACACAACUUCACUCCUCGCGUUCCCGCCAAAAUCUGAGCACGCCUUUUCCUCCAAGUGUUGCCAUAUCUUGUAAUCUAACGGAUUCAAAUCUGGACUGGAGGAGGGCCAGUCUUCGUGCCGGAUGAAGUCGAUUUCACGCGCCGCCAACCAGUCUUGUGUGCUCUUCGCUCUAUGAGCUGGCGCCGAAUCUUGUUGGAAUACCCAGUGCCUGUUAUUGAACAUGGUAUGAGAAACAGGUUCCACAAGGUUCGUCAGGACUGUAUUUUGAUACACAACUGCAUUCGUUUUUACACCUUUCUCACAAAAAUGUACCUCUGUUAAGCCCCAAUAAGAAACUCCCAACCAUACCAUGAGCGAGGAUGGAAAAUGACCUCGUUGGACACGCGGAAUACGGUUGCUCGCUUCUUCACUACUGUGUGCGUACACCUUAUCAUUUUGUUUGUUGUAGCUCUCUUCUACGGUAAAAAUUUUUUCAUCCGAAAAAAGAAUUUCCCGAUAUUUUUUUCCCGCGUACCGCUUCAACAAAGCGCCACAUCUCUUCAGUCUCGGGUCCAUUAGACGAGCAUUCAAACGAUGUCCUGUUUUUCUUCGAUAUGCCCGAAGCCCUAAGUCUUCAUUUAACACCCUUUUCACCGUGGUUCUGCUUAACCCCAUCUGAAGGGCCAACAGUUUCUGCUUACGUUUGGGAUUUUUUUGAAUUCGCGCCUUCACAGCUUUUAUCACUGCUGGAGUCCUAACAGACCGAGGGCGACCACUUCUUAACCUGUCAUCUACACUAGAGUCUUCAUUGUAUCGUUUGAUGGUACGAUAAACGAAUCUUUUGGUUAUAUUCAAAAUUUUCAGUAUGUUAAAAAUUUGAAUUGGCGCGUAACCGCAACGAUGCAACGCAAGAACUGCAACACGGUCUUCUUUAAGCGUCCACUCCAUAUUUAAAAAUGAGUAAAAUUCUAAAAGUAUACAUUUUUAUUUUCAUGAACAAUUCGAAAUUCGAAUUCAAUAAACUUUUUUGUGGCCAGCAUUCUAAAAGAAAAGUUUUUACUGUGUGACAAUACUUAUGACCUGACUAGGUAUUAAAAAAACUGUACUUGUGUAAUGAGCCCUUGUUUUAGAUUUUGUUAACUGUUAUUGAUUUCUGAUAGAAAACUGAUUUGGUAAUGAAAUUCUUUGUGAUGCACACGUUAUGUCUCUGUAUAGUUUAUAAAGUGUUAAGUAAAAACAGUGUGAUCCUGUUUGCUGCGGCUGUGUGUACGCUUUUCCAUCUCGAAUGCUCGAUAACAAGGUGUUAUAAAUAAUAGUAUUAUAAUUGUAAUAGUGUAAUCGCAAAAUAUGAUUUAUUUUAUUAUUGUAUGAAAAUAACAUCGAAAAAUACGAUACGUACGUUUUAAUUAGUUAAGGAUCGAUAUAAUCAGCUCAAAUGUUUUAUGUACAAUUGUAUAAUUUAAAGAAGUUAAAAAAAAAAACAUGAAAAAAAACUAAUUUAUUGUAAACAUAAUGGUUGAACAUACUAAUGAUUACUUUGUAUGAUGUUGUAAUAUGUGAUAUUGCUAGUUAUGUUCUAGAUGUAAAAGCGUAUGACGUUAGCGUUAGCAAAGACCUCCACAGUGCAUACUGCCAGAUUAGAAGCGUUCGUCGUAAAAUGAUCGAUGUCAACACCGAAACAUCGUUUCCAUACAGUGAAACCAUAGUAUAAUGUUUGCAUUUUCAAAAAAAAAAAAAAAACUAUGUGUGCCCUUCGCUUUGCUUGGCGGUCUCGUUUGAACCACGUCAAGUUUGACGCAAUACUUUUUGGCCGAAACGAAUGUGGUAUUUAUAAUUGAAAGCCAAAAAAUGUCGUAUCAAAUGUUCGAAUUUGACUCGUACUGUCUGUGAAGUGGUGAAGCAAGCGCCGGGCACAGAUCGUUGUUGAAAGCGUCCUUGUAUAUGAGUAGAGACGUGCAGCUAAGUGUUUGUGCGGAGACGCGUGUGUACAUAGGGAUGUAGGACGUCGCGGGACACUAGUUAGCGGUUACAGUGCGCGAUCUCGUUUAUUCCGUGCGUGAUGUUGAUAGUUUUCACUUUUGUAAAAAGUCUAUCGUGAGAGCAGAUGAAAUGUGGUAAAUAAUAAUUUAAAGAAUAUCUGUACAGUUCUAUUUGUAUAGAAAUAAUAAAUAACGAUUAAAAAUAAUUAAAACA